UUCCACAAUUAGUUGUGAACUGUUAUUAAUUCGCAAUUAACAUUUUAAUGUACUAGUUUAUUAAUAUUGUAGUUGUGGUCCCGAUACGAUCUAGUUGAGAAGAGAAUUUCGAAUCAACGAUAAAGAAUUCUAUAGCAGUUGGCAAAAAUCUUGUGAAGGUUGUUCCUGAGUUCCAAAAACACGUGUGACAUAAAUAACAUGAACGGUCCAGAAGGACCAUCUUCUUGCUGCCAAGGCGGCUGCGAGAACCUCAGCAACACGCAGGCAGCUAUGGAGCGCUUAGGAGUCGAAGACACUCCUGGCUGCGAAGCCAAGAUGAAUGUAGGAGAAGUCAAAGUGAACAGUAAACGAUUUGGCAGAGGAGCUGUGGAAUCAGGGUUGACUCACGAAUGUGGCGUGUUCGGAGCCAUCAGCACCGGGGACUGGCCCACCCAGGUGGACAUACCCCAGGUCAUAUGUCUAGGAUUAGUCGCGCUUCAACACAGAGGUCAAGAAUCCGCGGGUAUCGUGACGUCAGAGGGCAAGAGCGCGCGAACCUUCAAUACGCACAAAGGUAUGGGGCUCGUCAACAAUAUAUUCAACGAUGAAGCCAUGAAGAAGCUUAAGGGAAACCUCGGCAUUGGACAUACUAGGUAUUCGACGUCAGCAGCAUCAGAGGAGGUGAACUGCCAGCCGUUCGUAGUACAUACGGCACACGGAGCGCUAGCUGUCGCUCACAACGGAGAACUGGUCAACUGCAGCAGCUUGAGGAAGAUGGUGUUAGGUCGCGGAGUAGGCCUGUCGACGCACUCGGACUCGGAGCUGAUCACGCAGGCGCUGUGCCUCAACCCGCCCGAGGGCGAGACCAACGGACCCGACUGGCCCGCGAGGAUCAACCAUCUUAUGAGACUGGCUCCCCUCAGUUACUCCCUGGUAAUUAUGCUGAAAGAUAAAAUCUACGCGGUCCGCGAUCCCUACGGCAACCGACCGCUGUGUCUCGGCAAGAUAUUACCUCUAGGAUCUUCAUAUGUCUACAAACAGUCGUCGGCGCAGCAUGCGGCGGUUUUAAUGAACGGCUGUGCGAAGAACGGCGUGGAAGACAAGGCUGAAGGAUGGGUCGUGUCGUCAGAGUCAUGCGGAUUCCUCUCUAUCGGUGCUCGCUACGUCCGUGAAGUGUUACCGGGCGAGAUAUUAGAGAUGUCUCGGCACGGGAUUCGAACCGUGGACGUGGUGGAGCGGCCGGCCGACAAACAGCAAGCCUUCUGCAUAUUUGAGUAUGUCUACUUCGCGAGGGCCGAUAGUAUCUUUGAAGGUCAGAUGGUAUACUCGGCCCGCAUGCAGUGCGGCCGCAUGCUGGCGCGGGAGUCGGCCGUGGACGCCGACAUCGUGUCCUCCGUGCCCGAGUCCGGCACCGCCGCCGCGCACGGAUACGCUAGACAGUCAGGCAUCCCAUUCAUGGAAGUCCUGUGCAAGAACCGCUACGUAGGCCGCACGUUCAUCCAGCCCUCCACGCGCCUGCGACAGCUCGGCGUCGCCAAGAAGUUCGGCGCCUUGUCCGAGAAUGUUCGCGGCAAGAGAAUUGUGCUCAUAGACGACUCUAUUGUCAGGGGGAACACUAUCGGACCUAUUAUUAAGCUGCUCAGAGAUGCGGGGGCUGCUGAGGUACACAUAAGGAUAGCGUCUCCGCCGCUGAAGUACCCGUGCUACAUGGGCAUCAACAUCCCCACACGAGAGGAACUCAUCGCCAACAAGAUGGACUCCUUCAAACUCGCUGAACAUGUUGGCGCAGACAGUCUAGAAUACCUAAGCGUGGAAGGCCUAGUAUCAGCCGUUCACUACAACAUGAAGUCUACUCCAAGCGACGGACUCGGCGGACACUGUACUGCCUGCCUCACCGGGGAGUACCCUGGCGGAGUGCCUGAUGAUGACUGGUGAAGUGAAGAGUGAUGACGGACGGUGAUGAGUGAACGGUGAUGAUGGUGAAGUGUGUGUGUGUGUGUUUUGUGUGUUGGUGUAAGUGUUUGCAGAGGUUCUGUAUAGUGUUAAAGAGAAAAUAUAGUAAAGCAGUGUUUAUACCUAGAUACCUACAUAAAGUAUACAUAGAGUUACGGCUAAUACUGAAUCAUUUCUCUUGUUAUCGACUAAUGUAACAUCCAUAAAUAUAUUGUUCAGAUUAUGCACUUAUCUAUUUUAGAACCUCUAAAAACAAUUAUAUUGACACAAAAAAUAUUGUUAACGGAAAAUAAAUAAUGUAUACUUAUCGUACACAUAAACUGUAAUAAAUUGGUGAUUGUUGCGAUUAGAAGAAAUACCUAAAAAAACUACUUUGUUUGUGUGAAUGGAUAAUAUUUUUCUACAAUAAGUAUGUAUUUUAUUUACAAAAUAUUUUUGUCUUCAUAUUUUAGAAGUUAUCGAAUAUUGAAUAUAAUUUAUGAAGUUAAUUGUGGAGGUAGCCAUUAGUGCCUUAUUAUAUAAUAAGAUAAAAUAUGGCGUGGUAUGUGAAAUAAGGUAAAUUCUGUCAAACAUUGUUAGAAAACCAAGACAUGUAUGAAUCUACAGUAGUUCAUUUUAUAGACACUAUAUUUUUUAUGACAUAAAAAUCUCACUUUUGUCUCGCAUUUUAUAUCAUUAAGAAAAAUACCAGGUUUAUCUGUUCUAUUUUCUCAAUGAAAUGUGCAUUUGAUUCGAAUUAUACCUCGAAUAUUAGAUAUUAUUAUUGUUUUAGGUAAAGUCGUGCUGGCUACGACUAUAGAGUCUAUCAACUAAGUACUCUACUGGUAAUAUAGUUAUAAGUAGAUAUUUAAAACAAAAAAAAAGAAACUAUUUUUAAAGAACAUUCCUCGAAAAUAAUUUUACUAUAUACAUAUUUUUUGUUAUUUUGUAGUUGUAAUUCGAAAACCUAUGCAGCAUAUAAUAUUAGUUAUAUAUUUUAAAUUGGGUAUAUAGAAUAUUUUAUCAGUAAAAUCUAUAAAAUAAUGUAUGAAUCUAUCAGUUUUGAUGAUAAUUUCGUACAAGUUUAUAUUAAGUACACAAACAACUAAGAUCUUUGUCUUAAAUGUAAGUUUGAGCUCAUGUUAAUUUAGUGGCUUAAUAAAACCUUUUUCAAAAAAGUUCCUGCUUCCAAAAUGGGAUGUUUUUGGUCAUAGUUUAUAUUCAGAACAUUCCAUAGAGCCACUCUUUCGACCUUUGUUAGUUAAUUUUGUUUGCAAUGUUACAAAAUUGAAGAGCCUAAAUAUGUAAAUGUAUUUUACAUAAAUGUUUUUUUUUUCUAUA
This is a messenger RNA of Helicoverpa zea (corn earworm), 3252 nucleotides long. RefSeq names its product amidophosphoribosyltransferase-like. Lineage: Eukaryota; Metazoa; Arthropoda; Insecta; Lepidoptera; Noctuidae. The coding region runs from base 199 to 1914 and encodes 571 amino acids. The transcript has 14 exons. Gene Ontology annotation, biological process: purine nucleotide biosynthetic process; purine nucleobase biosynthetic process. Gene Ontology annotation, molecular function: amidophosphoribosyltransferase activity. The record is from RefSeq and is a predicted model, not a curated record.